AUGAAGGAAGACGUUCUUAGACGCUCAGACGAGGAGAAAGACCUCCAUUCCACCGAAGGGUCGCUCAAUACAGGGGAGGAGAAAGAAGAGCUAGCGCAUAUCCAGUUGACGAAAGGACGAUUCGUACUUGUACUUGUAGGACUGGUCUUAGCUAUUUUCCUCGCUUCCCUAGACUUUACCAUCAUAUCAACAGCCAUCCCCAAGAUCACCGAUGAGUUCAAAAGUCUCCAGGAUAUCGGCUGGUAUGGCUCAGCUUUCUUCAUCACCACGGCUGCGACUACGGCCUUCUGGGGCCGACUGUACACUUUCUUCCCGUUGAAGUGGACGUACCUCAUCUCCAUCUUCUUCUUCGAGUUGGGUAGUGUGAUCUGCGGUGCCGCACCCAGCUCCGUGGCUUUGAUCAUCGGUCGAGCGAUAUGCGGUGUUGGUGCAGCUGGACUAUUCUCCGGCUCGUAUACCAUUAUUGCCGUUCUGGUACCCUCAGCAGAUCGACCCAAGUACAGCGGUUUGAUGGGCGCAGCAUAUGGUCUCGCCAGUGUCGUCGGCCCGUUGAUCGGUGGUGCUUUUACAAGCCAUGUCUCAUGGCGCUGGUGCUUCUACAUCAACCUUCCCGUUGGCGGUGUAUCAUGCCUCUUCAUCCUCUUGUUCUUCGCAAAUGAACCGCCGAAGUCUCGUCCUGACUGGCGUGGCAUGCUUCGCACACUCGAUGUGCCUGGUCUGAUCCUCAUAAUCGGUGCAAUUGUUUGCUUCAUCCUCGCGCUUCAAUGGGGAGGUAUCUCGAAGGCAUGGAACAGUGGUGCUGUGAUUGGCACCCUGGUGGCCUUCGUCGUGUUGAUGACUCUGUUCGUGGUCGAUCAGUGGUGGCUGAGUGAGAACGCCAUGGUUCACAGCCUCAUCAUCCAGAGAAGAACUAUCUGGGUCGGUUCGAUGUUCUCAUUCCUGAUCAAUUCUGCCUUCUUGGUCACGUUCUACUACUUGCCGAUUUACUUCCAAUCCGUCCAGGGUGUCUCAGCAGCGUCAAGUGGUGUUCGCACUGUACCCUUCAUCCUCGCAGUCACCAUCUGCGUCGUGAUCGUUGGCCAGAUCAUCACGAAGACCGGCUACGCAUAUCCGUGGAUGAUUGGAGGAGCGGCCAUCACAACCAUCGGUGCCAGUAUGAUCUACACCUUCGAUGUCGAUUCACCCGCCAAAGUCUGGAUUGGAUACCAGAUCCUCUGCGGUAUCGGUAUCGGUGUGAGCUUCCAAGUCCCUGUCAUGCUUAUUCAGGCGACUACUAAGGAAGUCGAUGUGCCUUUGGCCACAGCCACACUUCUUUUCAUCCAAACCCUCGGUGGCGCUUUUGGAGUCUCGUCUGCCCAAGCUGCGUUCCAGAACACGCUUCUCAAGCAGCUGCCCAUCACAGCGCCAGGUCUUGACCCCCACAUCGUCCUGGAUGCCGGUGCUUCCGAGCUCAAGACUCUGAUUCCAUCGCAGUUCCUCGAGGGAGUGCUUGAGGCCUACGUCGCUGGAUUCCGUGAGUGCCUUAUUGUAGGUAUCGCGUUCGGUGGUGCCGCGUUCCUUGCUGCUUUUGGGUUCCGGUACACAAACAUCAAGAGGACGGCCGCAUUGGAGGCGUAA
Molecule: messenger RNA, 1617 nt
Organism: Alternaria viburni
Lineage: Eukaryota; Fungi; Ascomycota; Dothideomycetes; Pleosporales; Pleosporaceae
Exons: 8
Coding region: 1-1617 (538 amino acids)
Biological process (GO): transmembrane transport
Molecular function (GO): transmembrane transporter activity
Source: RefSeq, a predicted model, not a curated record